This is a messenger RNA of Colletotrichum graminicola M1.001, 861 nucleotides long. RefSeq lists its product as uncharacterized. NCBI's taxonomy places the organism in Eukaryota, Fungi, Ascomycota, Sordariomycetes, Glomerellales, Glomerellaceae. The transcript has a single exon. The coding region runs from base 1 to 861 and encodes 286 amino acids. The record is from RefSeq and is a predicted model, not a curated record.
AUGGCUUCAUUCCAAGCAAUGGACCAGUUGAUGCAGUACGGGGUAGACACAGUCAAUAGGCCUUCCUUUGAGCCUAAUAUUGCCCUAGACCACGGGCUGGAAUUCUUAGCGGAUCGGACUUCGCCUGCCGAAAGCCCCAGAUCAGAGGACACGAGCAACAUGAGAGAUGCGACGGAGACGGACAUGCGCGAGUUGACCGAACUGAGCGUUAGGGCGUAUCGGGUCAUAACAGAAGCCGGGAUUCCGUCUACAGAUGAGCUCCUCGCAAUGACACAGUCAGUGCUAAAGGUUCUGGAGCGAAUCGCGGCAACAGUACGGCUGGAGCAGAACGAGGGCUCAAUGACCGGCGGCGACAGAGAUCAACAGAACCAUCAAACUGUUAUGGAUCACGGCUCGCGGACGUCGAUCAGCCUAGUGCUUCACGCAGUCUCAGUUUGCGAGCAGAUCUACAGCGCAUUUGUCCACGCCUGCUCCGCACUUCACAGCGAGCUUGAGACCCAUACUCAAGCUAGUAACGGCGGCGGGAGCAAAAGCAGCAGCAGCAAUGCGGACGAUCACAAGAUGUCCGAUGCACGCGCCGUCAUGACCGUCGAGUUGAUCAACUAUCUCUUUGAAAAGCUGAACCGCGCCCAGAGACAGCUCCUCGCUACCGCGCUGGUCGCCGAUGGCGCUACGUCAAGCCCGGAGGAUCUGAGCCCAGAAGGCUCGAUCAAGAGCCUCUCGAUACCAUCUGACUCAUCCUUGGGUUUCUCAACAAGUGUGAUAUCAACAAUGAUGCACAGAGCUCAUGGGAAACACCCGCAACUACAGGCUCAUAUACAGGCUAUCCGGGACUUGACUCGGAACAAGGACUCUUUAUAA